Molecule: messenger RNA, 2148 nt
Organism: Closterium sp. Naga37s-1
Lineage: Eukaryota; Viridiplantae; Streptophyta; Zygnematophyceae; Desmidiales; Closteriaceae
Source: the annotation of a GenBank genome assembly
AUGGCCGACCCGCCCAGUAGUGCCGAAGGCGAUGCGGUAGUUACUGUAGAAGAUGCGAUCCCUUCCAGUGCCACAGCCCCUCUCGCCGACGCGGCGGCUGCGCCCGAUGGCGAGUUUCCCGCAAUGGCGGAGUCGCCGCAAGCCGCGCACAACAGCUCCCCCAGGAGAUGCGGGUGCACGCCGCCAUGCGGGUCCGCGGACUGCGACCGCAUGCUGUGUCUGCCGGGCGACCCGAAGCAGCAGCACUGGUGGCGGUGGGCGCUGGCCGGCAUUCUGCUGCUCUUCGUCGUGGGCGUCGCCACGCUCGUCACGCUACUCUUCACCCUCAAGCCCUCCUCCUCGUCCCCCCCGCCCUCCCCCGCCUCCCCGGCCAGCACUGCCUCUGAACUCAACGCCUCCGCCGUUCCCAUGCCCCUGCAGCCCAAGGACCCCAUCAUCUCGCUCAACCAAUCCGCCGUCCCGCCCAACGAUUCCUCUCUUGCGGCCCCCGCGCCCGCCCCUGCGGUCCCGCCGACGCCGGCUGACGACCCCAUCCCCAUGCCCGAGCUGUCGAAUCUCACGCGCCCGUCGCAGGCGCGAUUCGAGGGGAGGGAGGGGGAGUGGGGGCAGUUCAACUGGACGGAGCUGUACGAGCAGAAGCAGACGAACCGAUACCACACGUGCGACACCGAAGGGUACGACUACGUGUACGUGCGACCCAACUUCACCGCCACCACGUGGAAGGGCUGGGGCACUUCGCUGGCAUGGUGGGCGGACGACGCGGGGGAGCUACCGGAGUGGUGCAUGGGGCGGCUGGUGGACCUGGUGUUCCAUGCGGACAAGGGGCUGGGGCUCUCCAUGGCGCGCUACGCCAUCCCGGGCGGCUUUAACGCCAUGUUCUCGCCGGGCAUCUCGCGCACCAAGCACCCCAUGCACGCCUUCAAAGAGGGCCCCCUCGCGCCCUACAACUGGUCCGCGGACGCGGGGCAGCGCAAGGUGAUGCUGGCGGCGAAGCAGCUGGGCGUGCAGCACUUUGAGGUCAUCUCGUACUCGCCGCCCUGGUGGAUGACGGUCAGCGGGGACACGGCGGGCGGUGUAGACGGGCGCCCCAACAUACGGCCGGAGCAGCGGGGGGCGUUCGUGGAAUACCUGGUGGACGUGAUGCAGCAGUACCACUCCGACCCCGACUGGAACAUCACGUUCGAAUACAUCAACCCCUUCAAUGAGGCGCUCGAGGGCUGGUGGCGCGCGGGCCGGAUGCGCGAGGGGUGCUCCGUGAGCGUGAACGACGUGGACGUGAUCGUGGCGCUGCUGGCCGACGCGCUGCAGGCGCGCGGGCUGCCCACGCGCAUCUCGGUGGCGGACUCGUGGGUGGCGUACACGGUGCGCAGCAUCAAGUCGCCCACGGAGGCGCUCAGGCCCGAGACGUGGGAGAAGGUGGACCACAUGUGCGUGCACGGGUACCAGUCGAAGCACUUCCCCGAGUCAUGGCAGAUCGGGCUGCAGUACAAAGACCUACGCGAGUCGGCAGCGCGCAUUGGCAAGGAGGUGUGGCAGUCGGAGUGGGGCCCGAUUGACAUUUUUGGCACGGACCUGCAGCUGGCCAUGUACAUGGCGCGCACCGUCAUGGAGCACAUCAACAUCAUGGGGGUCGCCGCCUGGUACUACUGGAUGGCCGUGGAACCAAACACCCAUGGGUGGGGGCUCCUCCGGUUUAAGGGGGAUUGCGGAGAGAGCGUGGACAGCAUGAAGCUGGUAUUCAGCAAGCAGUACUAUGUCAUGAAGCACCUCACUCGCACGGUGCCCCCAGGGUCACGCAUCGUGCGCAUGGUGACCAAGUGCGAGCACGGGGUGGUGGCGGCGUACAGCCCCCAGCACAAGCGUCUGACCAUCCUCGUGACCAACCAGUCGUUCAAGGACUUCCUGCUCACCCUCCGCGUGCAGGACUUCCUCUCCGCAGACCACUCGAUGCCUGUGCUUGUGCACGUGCACCGCACGUCAAUUAAGGAGGACUAUGAGAUGAUCGACCAGAUGAACGUUCAAGUGCCGGGUAACGCCACCCUCUCCUCCACUGACAUCACCAUCAAUGCUGUCCCCAUUUCUCUCACCAGCAUCACGCUGUAUGAAGUUGUCCCAAAACCCGACAUCGAGAUUAAGCAAUCAGUGUAG